GGUAUAGGAUGCUGCCAUUGGGUUAAUUGAUUUACAGUUUGACAUUAUGUCAGGUAACACUAUGAUAAUCAAGCAACCAGUUUUGAUUAUGCUCUUUUUCUUCCAUACAGAGUCAAGUGCUAGCAGAUCCCCUUAUCUGAACAUUGUGCUCCUGGGGAAGAGUGGGGUUGGGAAGAGCUCGUGUGGGAACACCAUCCUGGGGAGAGAGGCAUUUGAGACUCGUGCCUCCUCAUCCUCCGACCCUUUAACGCUGGGAAGUGAAAUGUCCAGUGGCCAUGUCAGAGGCAAACGUUUGGUCGUCAUCGACACCCCUGAUCUGUUUGGCUCCCAACUCACCCAUGAUGACUUGCAGAAAGAGAUUGCAACCAUUACCUCUCUGUCCUCCUCUGGUCCCUGUGUGUUCCUGUUGGUGAUCACGCUAAGGGAAGUAGGCCCUGACCUUGAGGGAAUGCUUGCUAUUAUCCAGGAAGCUUUUGGUGAGAAGGCAGUAGACUCCACUAUGGCUCUAAUCACCCUUAGUGGCGUGGAUGAGAAGAAUAUCAGCUUGAUAACCAAGAGAGCCAGUAAAAGGCUUCCUAAGCCACUGAGAGAUAAGUUUGUCGUGUUGUUUAGGGAUAACCGGCAAGAUCAAGUUAGCAAUCUACUGGAAAAUAUUGAGGCAAUGUUAGAGAAAAACAAAAGCUUCUGUGAGACAGCCAAUGAAAAGCCACCUGUAAAACCAAAAUCCCAGGUAGUGAAGCUGUUCCAAGCAAUGAAGACAGAGCUAGAGGACGGACCGAAACAAGAGAGGGAGAGCAGGGGAAACAUCUGGAAGGAAGAAGAAGGAGAGAUACGAUGUCUUCAAUUCUACAGAUGGCUUCAAAAAGACAACACGCAGAGAGUGGACUGCGUGAGACUGGUCCUGAUUGGGAAGACUGGAGUUGGAAAGAGUGUCACAGGAAACACCAUCCUUGGAAAAAAAGAAUUUAAGUCCUCUUGUUUGUCAGGGUCUAUCACAAAAAAAUGUAAGAAAAGAAUUGGAUGGAUUGGUCCCAGACUGGUGCAGGUUGUUGACACCCCAGGUCUGUUUGACACGGCUGUCUCCAAUGAGAAGAUCAGAGAGGAGAUUGGGAAAUGCAUCACCAUGUCCUCACCAGGGCCUCAUGUGUUCCUGUUGAUGCUCUCUGUGGGACGCUUCACUCAAGAGGAGAGAGAGACGGUGAAGAUGAUCCAGGAGAUCUUUGGCAGGUACUCCAAAGCAUACACAAUGGUCGGCUUCACUAGAGGUGAAGAGCUGAGGGAAGAUGGCAUUGCCAUUGAGAAGUACAUUGAAAAAAGCCCACCUGCCUUGAAGGAACUGAUUGAAUACUGUGGAGGUCGAUACCAUGUUUUCUGCAAUAAGGACAAAGACACACAGGCACAACAGGUCAGAUCUCUCCUGGAAAAGAUUGAUAGAAUGAUUCGGCAAAAUGGAGGAAGCUUCUACACCACUGCCAUGUUUGAGGCGACAGAAGAGAGGAUUAGAGCAAGAGAGAUGAGACUCCUACAGCAAAGACUGGACGAACUGGAGCAAGCAAACAAAAAUGAAGAUGUCUCUUUUUUAGACAGUGAAAUAUCCAAGAUGAAGUUGUCUCUGGAGAAGAAGUUCAGGAACCUGCGUGGCGAAACUGUCAAGGAGAGGGAUGAAGACAUGAAGAGACUUGAAGAGGCGAAGAAGAACUAUGAGAAGAGGAUCAAUGAAUUAGAUCACAAAAUGUUGACUGAGCUCGCUAAAAGUCGGGAUAGUAUUCGCAAGCGAGCUGAGAAAGCUGAGGCUAAAGCCAUGGCUAAGAGCUUACAACACAAACAGCAGAAAUGCACGAUAUCUUAA
Molecule: messenger RNA, 1849 nt
Organism: Clupea harengus (Atlantic herring)
Lineage: Eukaryota; Metazoa; Chordata; Actinopteri; Clupeiformes; Clupeidae
Product: immune-associated nucleotide-binding protein 9-like
Exons: 3
Coding region: 47-1849 (600 amino acids)
Molecular function (GO): GTP binding
Source: RefSeq, a predicted model, not a curated record